CCCAGCUGACCGCGCCUUCCAAUUGGAAGUCGCCGGAGGCCGGCCUUCCCAGGAAGCGCUAGUUGCGCACGCGCAGUCUUUCGGAAGUGACGCGAGGUUGUGCGCUGCUUCCCCCUCCCCUCGCCGACACCGGAAGUUCCUCGUGCCUGUGCAUCCUAAAGAGAAGCUGCGUAGUUCAACUUUGGCUUUUUUUAAAGUGUGAAAAUGGAGUCUAAGAAGGAGCUCAUUAGUGACCAGCGGUUUUCCCGCAUUACAAAAGACCCAAGAUUUUGGGAAAUGCCAGAAAAAGAUCGCAAAAUCAAAAUUGAUAAAAGAUUUCAGGCUAUGUUUCAUGAUAAAAAAUUCAAGUUGAGGUACACUGUGGAUAAGCGAGGGCGGCCUGUUCAACACAGCUCUACAGAGGACCUGAGACGCUUUUAUGACCUUUCCGAUUCAGAUUCGGAUCUUUCAGAGUCUGACCAAAAAUUAACUAAGAAGAAAUCUCGGGGAGAGAAGGCAAAGACUAAAGAAAAGAGAGUAUCUGAGAAGUCUCCUGUUGAUAGUAACUCUGGGAAAGAAAGCAAAGGGACAGAUAAAAGUUCCUCUUUGUCAAAACUGGGUAUUUUAAAAAAUGAAGGCCAGAAAAGCAAAUCGUUAAAGUCCAAAAAGACUGUAAAAGGCACACAAGUGACUGAAUUUCAACAAGUAAAGGAACUUACACCAAAGAAGCAGAACAAGCAAGGCAGAAAGUAUCCUGAGAACUCGAAGAUUGUAAAGGAAAAAGCAGUGAAGAAGAGCAGCAUAGACAGUUAUGUAAACCAUAAGAGAAAUGAAUUAGGAAAGGAAGGUGAUUCUUUCAGCAACCAUAUUAAUGAACAUCGCUUGCAAAAGGAAACUUGUGAAAAUGUGGAGCACUUUGAUCUUGAUGAAUUGGAAGGUGGUGAAGAGACUGAAGAGGGAAGUGAAUCAGAAGAUAGCGGGGAUCUGGAAGAGGAAAGCACCUUGGGAGAGGAGGGAGAAAUGAGAGAAGAAAGUGGUUCAGAAGAUGAAGAAGAAACAGGAAAUGAAAGUGAGAUAGAUGAAAGCGACAGUGGGCCAGAUUUGGCAAGGGGGAAAGGCAAUAUAGAAACCAGCUCUGAUGAUGAUGAAGAGGAGGAAGAUUUGGCUGAGAUAUUUCCAAAGGAGCCUGAAGUUGAACAUGGAUGGGGAGAAUUGGCUAAAGAUGCCCCUCGUGCAGAUGCGAUCACACAUAGAUUGGCAGUUUGCAACAUGGACUGGGAUCGACUGAAAGCUAAGGACCUACUGGCUUUACUUAAUUCCUUUACACCUAAAGGUGGUUUUAUAUUUUCUGUAAAGAUCUAUCCUUCAGAGUUUGGGAAAGAGAGAAUGAAAGAGGAGGAAGUGAACGGUCCAACUGAACUAUUAAGCCUUCCUGAAGAUGUCACAGAGAAUGACAGCAUUUAUAAGGAAAAACUGAGAGACUAUCAGUUCAAGCGACUGAAGUAUUUCUAUGCGGUUGUAGAGUGUGACACUCCCGAAACAGCCAACAAAAUUUAUGAAGAAUGUGAUGGAUUGGAAUUUGAAAGCAGUUGUUCUUUCGUGGACCUGAGAUUCAUUCCAGAUGAUGUGACAUUUGAUGACGAGCCAAAGGAUGUGGCCUCAGAAGUGGACGCUUAUAAACCAAAGUACUUCACAUCUGCUGCUGUGUCGACUUCAAAGGUAGACAUCACGUGGGAUGAGACAGAUCACGAGAGAGUGACUUCCCUCAGCCGAACAUUUAAAAAAGAUGAACUUCUGGACAUGGACUUCCAAGCAUACUUGGCUUCAUCAAGUGAGGAAGAGGAGGAAGAACAGCAAGAUUUUGGUGUAAAGCGCACAACAGACACGGAUAAACAUAAGCAACAUUCCAAGGAUGAUGAAGAGCAAAUAGCAAAGUACAGAGAACUACUUAGGAGUAUCCAGGAAAAAGAAAAGAAACAUCAGGAAACUGAUAUGGAAAUGGAAAUCAAAUGGGUUCCAGGACUUAAAGAAAGCGCUGAAGAAAUGGUAAGAAACAAGUUGGAAGGGAAGGAUGCACUGACACCAUGGGAACAGUUUCUGGAUAAGAAGAAAGAGAAAAGAAAACUGAAGAAAAAACAGAAGGCGGCUGCUGACGGAACACUGACAGAAGAUGAAUGCCCAUCUGAUGUUGAUUUGAAUGACCCAUACUUUGCUGAGGAACUUGGGAAAGCAGGUUCAAAAAAGAAGUCCAAGAAAGAAGAAAAUGCCCAAGAAAAUGAAGAUGACAUGGAAAAGCAUAAGGCCGAAAUGGCUCUGCUGGUGAUGGAUGAUGAGGAAGAUGAAAGGAGACACUUCAAUUAUGACAAGAUAGUGGAGCAGCAGAACCUGAGCAAAAAGAAAAAGAAGCUAUUGGUGAAAAAGAAGGAACUGCUGACAGAUGACUUCCAGGUUAAUGUUGCUGAUGCCAGAUUCCAAGCCAUGUAUACCUCUCAUUUGUUUAAUUUGGAUCCUUCAGAUCCAAACUUUAAGAAAACAAAAGCAGUGGAAAAGAUUUUGGAGGAGAAAGCUCGUCGAAGAGAGGAAGGUUUUGCUGAGGCAGCUGGGGGAGGGAACAAUAUGGCAGAGCCUGUGGCCAAGAAAUCCAUAGAUCCUGCACUGUCGAUGCUGAUCAAGUCCGUCAAGAAUAAAACAGAACAGUUUCAAGCAAGGAAGAAACAGAAAGUCAAAUAAACAGAGCUCAAACAUUGAAGAUGGAAACUGGACUUCUGAAUAAAUCAGAGUUGAUGUUAAUUUACAGGUGAAGACCCAUCUCCAACUUUUCUGCUAAUUCAAGUUUAAAUUCUACCAAAGAGAUCUGCCAAAUUAUUUUCGGACAAGUUCACCCUAAAAUAUAUACCGUAUAUUCCGGCGUAUAAGACGACUGGGCGAAUAAGACGACACCCAACUUUUCCAGUUAAAAUAUAGAGUUUGGGAUAUACUCACUGUAUAAGAAAUACGACCCGGUGUAUAAGACGACCCCUGACUUGAUUUCCCUGGGUUAAAAAGUAGUCUUAUACGCAGGAAUAUACUGUAUGUAAUAUAGCCGAAGAUAGUUCAGACAAUUUGGUUUCAUAAAAAAAUGACCUUUAUUUCUGUCCAUAGAUGCAAGGGAGAGCAGGGUUUUAAAUCCUAUGGGGAUCCUCCACAUUCACUCUCCAACUUGCUAUCAGAAGACAGUGACAUGGUGGGAGGGCUUGGCAGUGUACUCCUGCUCUUUUUCAUGUGAUUGUUUGUCGUGCAUUCAGACAGAAUUCUCCUGAUAGGACUCAAGUCUUGGCCACUUUUAUAAUAUGCAGCUGGUAACUGAUGUUUGAGAGGUGGUAUAAACCCAGUAUGGGGAGCCUUUGGCCCUACUUACGUUGCUGAACUGCAGCUCCCACCACUCCUGGCCAUUGGCCAUGGUUGCAUGGACUGAUGAGAGUUGGAUGUAGUUCAGCAACCAAAUGGUUCCUCCUCCUUGUUAGACAAGGGUUCCCUCCCCCAAUGGUGUACUGAAUAUUUUCCAGAGUUGCAAACUUGUUAGCAAAAUGGAUCAACUGAAAACAUGGUAUGACUGCCUUAAAUGUAUGAUUUGUACAACUGUAAAUAAAACGUGAUUAUUGGUUCAUUUUAAUAAUGCUUGUGCUUGUCUGUUCUUAAAGGUUUAGGAUAGCUUGCAAAAUUUCUAGUGCUAUGUCAUUUUUGACACAGUAUGAAAUAAAAAGAAUACCCCUUCUGCGCUUAGAGCAUUAUAUGUUCCCUUUGCUUAAAAUCACCAGGUGCUAAUCUCCACUAAAGAGACUUCAUUUUCUUACUGCAUGUAAUUGGUUGAGCAAUGAAUCCAUUGGUGAAAUUGGAACAUCUAAUUGAUUUCCCCUAAUCCCCUUAGCAGGCUUGGCAGACAGAUUGC
This is a messenger RNA of Zootoca vivipara (common lizard), 3907 nucleotides long. RefSeq names its product ESF1 nucleolar pre-rRNA processing protein (gene ESF1). Gene Ontology annotation, cellular component: nucleus. NCBI's taxonomy places the organism in Eukaryota, Metazoa, Chordata, Lepidosauria, Squamata, Lacertidae. Gene Ontology annotation, biological process: rRNA processing. The record is from RefSeq and is a predicted model, not a curated record. Gene Ontology annotation, molecular function: RNA binding.